AUGCAUCCUUUACCGGUCCCUAAGAAACAUGUUUCAUGGCAAACAUGGGGAUAUCACUGGCGCUCGUCCGAUACGUUUAUUCUCAGCAGCAUGUCCAUGGCACUGUUCACAGAUGAGAUGCUCUUCGCCUUCAUGGUCCCAUUACUCCCUUACAUCUUCGAGAACCGCUUAGAGCUAGACACGUCCCUCACCCAGCGAUUGACCUCCCUAUUUCUAGUUGAAGGAGCGUUGAUAUCUAUCAUCUCGAGUCCGUUUGUCGGGAAUAUAGCCGACCGGGCCAGCUCCAAGAAGGUCCUACUACUGGUGUUGCUGGUACUGACGCUGAUCAGCGUAUUAUGUCUAUCGAUCACCACAUCAUUGACCUGGCUUUUGAUCGGUCGCUUCUUCCAAUGCAUUGUCAGCAACGCAUUAUUCAUCGUCGGCAUGGCCACAAUGACCGAGAACAUCGGAUCAGAACAUAUGGGCAAGAUAGCAGGCUUGAGCACGACCAUAGUAGCAGCCGGUACAUGUUCCGGUCCCGUCAUUGCCGGGUUUCUCUUCGGAAUCGGAGGAUACUGGACAGCGUGGGCGGGCGCGGCUCUGUUCCUCGUCGUGGAUAUCAUUAUGCGUCUGCUCAUGAUUGAAAAACCACAGAAACGCCGCGAGACCGCUUGUCAAGAUCGAAAUAGCAGCGAAUCCCUAUGCGCCGAGGAGCAGACACCCUCGUCGGAAACAGAACCGCUUCUCGAUGCGGGUCAGUCGUCGAGUACAGAGGAAAUUGGCGGUUGGAGCUUCUACGUCUGUCUUUUCCGUCAGCGUCGCUUUACGGCGGGGGUUACUUGCUAUUUUGUCUUUGCGUUGUUUAUCGCCUGCUUUGAGUCGACGAUUGCCAUGCAUGUCCGGUAUGCUUUUGGCUGGGGCGUUUUCCCGGUCGGGCUUUUGUUCGCGUCUAUACAAGGACCGGGGAUGGUCUUGGCUCCUCUUGUUGGGUACUUGAAAGACCGUGUGGGAUCGAGGGUGCCUACUACUAUUGGGUUUCUCUCUGUUGCGCCUUUCCUGUGGUUUCUUGGAGUCGCUGGUGAUGAGCGCUUUCCGUGGGCUACGUUGGGAACAAGGGGUAAGAUUAUUUAUGCCGUCUGUACGACUAUGAUUGGGUGCUUUAUGUGCUUGCUUAUGGGUGUUGGGACGAUGGAAGCUACUGCAACCGUCGAUGAGUUGGAGGAUUUACAUCCUGGCGUAUUCGGUCCCUACGGAGGGUACUCUCGUGCUAUUUCAAUCACGAACAUGAGUUGGAUGUCCGGUCUACUAGUCGGACCCAUCUUGGCUGGGUUUAUGGUCGAAAGAUUUGGGUAUUUUGAGCUGCAGUGUGUACUUGUGGUUAUUUCCUUGCUGGCUAGCGCCAACGCUGCCUUUUACCUCCGUCCAACCAGUCCCCGGAAAGGAGAGUGUAAUACUAGUGAAUUUGGGACCGACGAAGAACUCUAA
Messenger RNA from Penicillium roqueforti, 1464 nucleotides. RefSeq lists its product as uncharacterized. Gene Ontology annotation, molecular function: transmembrane transporter activity. The record is from RefSeq and is a predicted model, not a curated record. The transcript has 5 exons. Lineage: Eukaryota; Fungi; Ascomycota; Eurotiomycetes; Eurotiales; Aspergillaceae. The coding region runs from base 1 to 1464 and encodes 487 amino acids. Gene Ontology annotation, biological process: transmembrane transport.